CUCUCAAACCAAUUUUCUCCCUCGCUCUGGUACACAACAGAAAUCUUUGUAAGGAAAACCCAAUCCAACAUCAAUCUCGAUCGAUUCAUGGUAGCUUAAAUCUUAGCCAUCUUCUUCUUUCCCUUAUUUGCAGACUCCUCUUCGAUAAGCUCGACGAGCUUCUAACUGUUCUGUUCAAUGAAUCAACCCUAAGUAUUCAUCUCACUUUGCCUAGGCAGCAACACAGGCGGUUUAAGCGGAGCCUGUUAUCUCUUUAACCCAAAAGCUGAAGAGAAAAGUUCAAGGCCAAGCCUACUGAUUACUACCACUUCUCCACUCACGAAGAGAUGGAUCUAGAUGAAUUUGUACAUGAAGAGAUGGGUUGAAUCCAAAAGCUAAAGAGAAAAGUUCAAGGGCAAGCCCACUGAUUACUACCACUUCUCCACUAACGAAGAGAUGGAUCUAGAUGAAUUUGUACAUGAAGAGAUGGGUUGAAUCCAAAAGCUAAAGAGAAAAGUUCAAGGGCAAGCCCACUGAUUACUACCACUUCUCCACUAACGAAGAGAUGGAUCUAGAUGAAUUUGUACAUGUUUUGCACAUUCCGAUUUUGAAUUUGGAGUUCAAUUGAAGAUUCAAAGCUAGUUGGUUCAAAAAAGAGGUUAGAGAUUUGGGGAACCUAAUUGGGUUGUACACAGAGUGGCACUCUCAUUUGCUGCUCAAUUACUCAUUCGAUCAGUUUGUGCAUGAAGUGCAACAAGUGGUGGCCACAAAAAGAGUCAAGGUCUAUUUGAUACUUGACUAAUUUAGCCUUGCUGGAGAGCUCCAAGAAACAAACAAGAAGAUAAUGUCGCCGUCCACACGAUCAUCAGCAUCUGCAAGAUCCAUAGCACUAAGGAUUAGGAGUGCGGCGAUGAAACGAUCAAGAUCAACAUCUGCCAUACCAAUAAAUGCAAGUAUUUCAGAGGUAGCUUCCUCCCCCAAAAAGCAGGUGACUCCACGAAAAAAGACUACUGCACAAAAGAAGUAUAAAACUACUAGAAAACCUUCCUCUCCCAAGAAGUGUCAAACUACAUCAAGAAAAGUGAAGCUGAUCAUGACUGCUGAGUUGAAGAAAGGAGCAUCAUCAAGUAAGUCGUCCAAAAAGUCAAGUUCCACAAACAACAAGGUCGCUGCUCAUGAUGAUGAUGAUGAUGAUGAUGAUGAUGAAAACGUAACCGGUGGAUUAAAGUUGUUGAAGCGAGGGAUGGUAACUAUGAGCCGCAUCACAAAUAGACUUAUCCGAGGAAAGAAGUUAACUGUCAAGUUCAAUGAUAAAGGGGAACCUGUUGGUAAGGUGGCAAAUGAAAUGCAGUCUUACAUAGGAGUGUUGGCUCGUACAAAGAUCCCAAUCUCAAUACCGGAUUGGAGAGACGUGGAUCCAGACGAAAAGGAAAAAAUUUGGGAAUCAAUAACGGAUGCAUUUGUCAUACCUAAAGAAUGUCGGAAAAUGGUGAUCACAUCAGCUGCAAAUAAAUGGAGAGAGUUCAAGAGCAAGUUGACCAAUUUAUACAUUAUCCCUUACAUGAAUGAACCUGAUCUCUUGGAAUUUCCACCGGAUGAUUACCGAAGCAUAACGAAGGACAAUUGGCAAACCUUUGUUGCUGACAGGCUUUCAGCUAGUUUUCUGGAAGUACGUGAGGCCCAAAUUAUGAAACGAAAGGAGAAUAAAUACCCUCACCGUAUGGCACGCAAAGGGUAUGCAAAUUUGCAAGAAGAAUUGUCUAAAAGUAUGCCGUUGGAACAACUGGAUCGAGCUACAAUGUGGAUUAAGGCAAGACAAGAUAAGAAUGGUCAGUUCAAACAAGCUGAGGUAGAGGAGACAGCAAAAAAAAUUGAAAACUUAAAGAAAAGGGAGGCUGAAGGGGAGAUCACCACAUCUGGGUCCGAUGAUGUGCUGACUAUUGCGUUGGGGAAUCCCGAGCAUCAUGGAAGGGUUAGAGGUGUUGGUGGGACUGUGAAGCCGGCUGCCUAUUUUCAUUUGCCAAAACGGCAGAGAAAUAUUGUGGAAGAGACAGUGAGGUCAUCAGUGAAGAAGAUAUUAGAGGAGAAUGAUUGUUUAAUUGCUAAGGAAAGAGCUAAAUGGGAGGAGGAGAGAGAUAGACAGUUGGCUGAGGAAAGAGCUUAUUGGAGUGAGAAGAUUGCAAGGAUAGAAGCAAAGAUUGACGGGAAGGAAUUGGCUGUUGACACACCCAAAUCUGCCACACUAGUCAAUGAAGUUGGUUCAGGACAAGGGAGCUGCUCCCGGCCAGGUGAAAAGGGUGUAAAUUAUAAUGGAGAAACUGAGAUAGUGAUAGCUGCAAAGAAGAAAUUGGAUUUAAGAGACGAUGUGAACAAUAUUGUACCUGAAAAGGAACUUGUGUAUGCCAUUGAUGAGAAGGCAAAACCAACUGCGGUAUUGGAAGAGAAGUCAAGAGGUGUCUUUGCUGUUCCAAGGGCAAGAGUAAAUGAUGCAGAGGUCUCAUUAUUAGGUCAGAAUGAGUGCAAACUGGCCAUUGAUUCGGUGGAAAACAUUGUAGCCAUUGGAACAAUCAUUAAUGUCGACCUUGAGACCAACCAGCAAACUAUCCAUGGCGUUUCAUUGGGAGAGGAAAAUGUACGCGUCUCUAUCAUUCGGACUUUGGUUCAUGAAGCUUUGCUACCAUUUCCCAUAAAAGAUGAGAUAGUGACGGUUAAGGAUGCCAUUGGGACUUGUGUUGCUUGGCCAAAGAACCUAGUCAUUACCCCUGCAGCAGAAGCCAAGAAAAAACUAAAGCGUAAAAAUCAAAAGAGGACAACAAUAGAUAUGUUGGAAGAUAAUGAAGAUUUGGGAAACCUGCCACCAAAUCUCCCAACAGCUGUGGGUGCCUUGUGCAUUUGGGCCAACCAUGAACUGCGAGAUGGGGCCACCAUCUACACCACUUUUGAUGCAGAAAUUUUUGGUCAUCGAAGGAAAGCUGUUGUCUUUAGAAGUGACAUCUAUGCCAUGGCAAACAUGUUGGAACUAUCAGGAGGUUGCAUUGUUUUUUUCAUGAGCUACCUUCAUGAUGUUUUGAAGAGGUCUAAGAUGACUGAGAUGGUAGCCUUUGUCGAUCCUGAUCAAACGGGUGCACUCGGAUGUGGAAAUCCUACUGAACGAGCUCGAUCUUUGUCUAAUCGGUUCCAAAAGGGAAAGCCUGGCCAGAUUUAUUUGGUGCCGUAUAACUCAGGUUCUCAUUGGAUGUUGUCUGCUGUGAAUCCCAAUGAAGAGAUCAUUUACUUCAUGGAUCCGUUAAAGAGGCGCCUCAUAACUGGUGAAUGGAAAACAAUUUUGGAUAACUCCAUUAAAAUCUACAAUGCGAACAAGAAUCGGAAAGGGAGGAAAUUAAUCCAGUGGAAAAAUCUUGCUGGAAUUCCUGAGCAAAAUGGUGGCAAGAGUUGUGGUUAUUGGAUCAUGCGUUACAUGAAGGAGAUAGUGGAAGACACAAAUUUGGAGUUUGCUACUAAGUGGGACAGAAGAACAAAUCUUGUUUACACAGAAAAUGAUAUUAAUGAAGUUCGGGCUGAAUGGGCGAAGCAUGUUAUGAAGUUUGCACAAGUGUAGUGCGCACAAAGAGGAUCUGUGGUAUAUGCGUAGUUAGGGCUAGCUGUUUUUGUGCAUAUUGACAUUGAAUGCAUAGCUAGAUUAUGGAGGGUUUUUUUGCCCAACUAAUAUGAUCGACUUUUGCCUUUAUCGAUCAUAUUUUGACCUCCUAACAGAUUACUCUUGUAGGAUGGAUUGAUGGUAAUGUUGAAUAUUGAUGUAGUUUGCUGGCUGAUUUAAAUGAAAUGGCUUUUGACUUGUUAUA
Messenger RNA from Rosa rugosa (rugosa rose), 3821 nucleotides. RefSeq lists its product as uncharacterized. The transcript has 18 exons. Gene Ontology annotation, molecular function: cysteine-type peptidase activity. NCBI's taxonomy places the organism in Eukaryota, Viridiplantae, Streptophyta, Magnoliopsida, Rosales, Rosaceae. The record is from RefSeq and is a predicted model, not a curated record. Gene Ontology annotation, biological process: proteolysis. The coding region runs from base 824 to 3577 and encodes 917 amino acids.